Molecule: messenger RNA, 3343 nt
Organism: Lethenteron reissneri (Far Eastern brook lamprey)
Lineage: Eukaryota; Metazoa; Chordata; Hyperoartia; Petromyzontiformes; Petromyzontidae
Product: procathepsin L-like
Biological process (GO): proteolysis
Molecular function (GO): cysteine-type peptidase activity
Source: RefSeq, a predicted model, not a curated record
GAGACGUACCGUCACGAGAGUGGUGGCCAAUCAUAAGACCCUCUCGGGUUAGGCUUAAAUAAUAUAAGGUAGCCCCCCCCCCCCCCCCACACACACACCUCUGUGUGUCUGACGUUCUCACUACUCACAGACGGUCUUGACGGGAAGAAGAUGAAGCUGCUGCUCGUCGCUCUGCUGGGGCUCGUGGCCUUGGUCUCUGCGGCCGUGGCCUCGCCCCUCCUCGACCCGGAGCUGUCGCCCGAGUGGGAGUCCUGGAAGGAGUUCCACGGCAAGACCUACGGCGAGGAGGAGGGCUGGAGGAGGAUGAUUUGGGAGAAGAACCUCAAGAUGAUCUCCGUGCACAACCUGGAAUACUCCAUGGGCAAGCACACCUGGAGCAUGGGCAUGAACCAAUUCAGCGACAUGACAACAGAGGAGUUCCAGCAGCAGAUGCUGUGUUUCAAAGGCUGGAACAGCACCGGCGAGGACUCCAACGGGUCCGCGUUCAUGGCGCCCGCCGACUUUGAAGCCCCUGCGAACGUGGACUGGAGGAAGCAGGGCUACGUCACUGGUGUCAAAAACCAGGGCGGCUGCGGCUCUUGCUGGGCGUUCAGCACCACAGGCUCUCUCGAGGGGCAGCACAAGCGCAAGACUGGAGUGCUCGUGUCGCUGAGCGAGCAGAACUUGGUGGACUGUUCCAGGCCCCAGGGCAAUUUCGGCUGUAAUGGAGGAUUCAUGAACAACGCGUUCAUCUACAUCAAGCAGAACGGAGGCAUCGACUCGGACGCGUCGUAUCCCUACGUGGCACAGGACCAGCCGUGCAGGUACAAGCCCCAGUACAAGGCCGCGGUGGUCACCGGCUUCGUGAACAUUCCCAGCGGGAACGAGUUGGCCCUCAAGAACGCCGUGGCUUCUGUCGGCCCGGUGUCCGUCGCCAUCGACGCCACACUGCCAUCUUUUCAGUUCUACAGAUUCGGCAUCUACAAGGACACUUCCUGCACCCAGAGUCUUAACCACGCCGUGCUGGUGGUGGGCUUCGGCGUGGAUCAGUUUGGAACUAAAUUCUGGCUCGUCAAGAACAGCUGGGGGAGUGGCUGGGGAGAGGGUGGCUACGUGCGCAUGGCUCGAGAUUUCAACAACCUCUGUGGAAUUGCCUCUUUGGCCAGCUUCCCGCUGGUGUAACAACAACCGGCGAUGUGACAACUGCGCCGUGUGUGACAGAGAGCGCGCGAGCGAGCCAGGGUCUAUUUACAACCUUCCUCCUGCCGCCGCUGACUCCAUGGGCCAGAAGUGCUUCACAAAUAUUUCAUUUAACUGGGAUCACGAAUCGUUAACUAUCAACGUGAGUAAAUAAUUGAAUCACGAUUCAUUCAUUUUUUAAGGGUGUGUGACGUUUUUUUAAAACUGUGCAGAGUCGCGAUCGGUGAGCGUUACGGCUGCACUCCGCUGGCAACGUUUAGCAAAUCGUGCGUUACAUUCCCGCUACUAACUCGCUGUUUGCCCCUUUUGCGGUCGACGGAAAACAAUAUGGCAAGGAGGGCGAUUUAGGAGAAAGCUGCAGGCGAAGUCACACGCCCGAAUAUAAUUUCAAUAUGAAUUUUGAAUGAUUAUGAAUCGUUGCAAGCUUUGCGAUAAGCACCUGAUUUCCCUACCUCAAUACAAAUAAUUGUGGUGACCUUUCAUCUUCUUGGUUCUUUCGGUAAAGUCACGUAGAAGGGAAGUAAUAAAAUAAUAAAAAUAAAACAUAAUAAAAUUAUUCUCACGACGUUUCGGCCACAACGCAAGUAGCCGUCCUCAGGUGAAAACCAGGUCCGUCGAGGCGACAGAGUCUGAAUGAAACAGCACACGAGCUUGGAGCAUAUAUAUAAGCUGGGUGCCUUGACAAAGGAAUUUGCAUAUCAAGAGGAAUAUAGCAUAUUUAUGGGAAAUGCAAGAAUGUGAUUAGUACUACAUAUGCAUGUGCAUUAUGCAGGAUUAACAGCAUCAAAGGGAGCUGCAGUUGCUGCUGCUGCUGCUGCAGUUGCUGCUGCUGCAGUUGCUGCUGCUGCAGUUGCUGCUGCUGCAGUUGCUGCUGCUGCAGUUGCUGCUGCUGCUGCUGCAGUUGCUGCUGCUGCUUCUGCAGUUGCUGCUGCUGCAGUUGCUGAUGCUGCUGCAGUUGCUGCUGCUGCUGCUGCAGUGACCUUAUUAGCGCUGUAUUCAUUCGUAUAAUUUUUUAAAUCACUGCUUUUAAAAAAAACAUUUUACGGUGUGUGCUCGAAAUACCUCGAUAAUUCAGGAGCAACAUGAACAAAAUUCCAUGGAAUUCAACGACGACCCAAAGUUUACCACAUUUACAAAUAUCAACGUUCCAUUUUUUAAAUCAAUAUUGUUACUUUUACAUCAUUAAAAUAACAAAAAACAAUAGGAAAGGUACAAAAUCAUGGCUGAAAACCUUCCCGUAAACUGAUGAGUGCCAAAUUUUUGAAGUCGCGAUCUCGAACGCCAGACACGACGUUGGAUUGAUUCGAAGCUUUCGUGACAGCAGGAAUCCAUACUCUUUGGUUCUUUCGGUAAAGUCACGUAGGUAGAAAAUAAAAUAAAUCACGACGUUUCGAUCGCAACACAAGCCGUCGGUCGUCAGGCGGAAAAAAUGUAAUCCAGCAGUGGAACAGCUGGUUAAUAACGUCCUUCCAAUGAUUGCUCAAUUUGUACCCAUCUUCUCGGUUGAAGUUGUGUCUGUGUUUAUUAUAUAUCUGGAUGGCUUCAUGAACAAAUAUCUGAAGGUAGCCGGUAGGUUUGCAGAAGUACCUCCGUCUUGGAAAAAUCAAUACCUCUGCCGUUGCCGAUCAUUGUUUUAACGCUGUGGGCUCACACGACAUAGACGUGACUUUACCGAAAGAAGCAAAGAGUUCGACGGUGGAUGCCGUCCUCCCGGCGCUGCGUCGGCGUGCAAACGCGGCUCACGACCACUCGGCAAUGGACAUCUGUGGUGCGAAUAGAGCUUUCUGGCGCAUCGAAUUCCCCCAUCCAGUAUGAAUAAAACAUUCCGAUUCUGAUUGGCUCUGCUCUUUGUGAAAUUUCUGAGCUUCGGUUAAAAAAAAAAAACACGAGGACCUCCCUGCCAAGUAAAAGCCGGUGAUAUUUGGGACGUUGCAUAUCCAUGAACGUUGCUUAGAGGACGCUGGAUCCAAUCGUGUUCGGAUUCAAAGACCGCGUGUUGUGACGUACGGCCGAUGUUUUGCGGUCAUUUUCUCCUCUCGAAAAUUGUUACGUGCGCAAUUGUAAAUGCUUCGUCACGUGAUGAGUCGGUGCUGUGUUGAUCGGCACUUGAGAAAUGUGAACUUUUGACGACUUCUCUCUUUCUUCAUAAAGAUUUUCAACCCCA